AUGUCGAGUCUGACGAGGCAGCGGCAGCACAUCUGCCUGCCCGAGCUGACCAAGGAGGAGUUCGAGGAGGUGGCCGCCGGGCGGCAGGUCCGCAAGCAGGAGAGGCACGGCAAGCAGGGGUGGGGGUUCUCCGUCGAGGACGUGGACGCGCCGCCGUCCCUGGUCAUGGACGUCCUCGGCAACUUCGGGGACUAUGCGAACGUGAUCCCCGUAGUGCGGCAGGCGGACGUCGUCUCCAGACGCGUCUCCGCCGAAGGCGUCGAGCAGGUGCGCUGCAACUACAGGGUCUCCCGCUUCUGGCUGAGCGUGUCCGUCUUCCAGACGGCCCUCCCGGAGGACGGCCUCGUGCACUUCGAGCUGGACCCCUCCGUGGCGGGGUGCGUGCUGCAGGAGGCGGCCGGCUUCUGGCACGUGGCGCCCGCGCCCGGCGGCUCCGGCAGCCGCGUCUGGCUCUGCGUCGGCCUGCGCGCCCACGGCUGGCUGCCGACGCAGCUGGUGGACUACGCGGCGGAGAGGGCCCUCAGGCGGGCCACGGCGUGGCUGAAGCCGCACAUGCAGCGGGCGCUGCGGGACGGCCGGCGCGGCAGCAGCGCCACGCCCCCGCGCGCCCGCGGGCCCGAGGCCGCCGCCGCCGCGGCGCACCCGGCGCCGCUCCGCGCGCUCCGCGCGGCCUGA
This is a messenger RNA of Prorocentrum cordatum, 675 nucleotides long. NCBI's taxonomy places the organism in Eukaryota, Dinophyceae, Prorocentrales, Prorocentraceae. The record is from the annotation of a GenBank genome assembly.